AUGCCUCGUAUUAAACAUUGUUUUUUCAAAACAUGCCAAAACAACACUGGUUUGUCGGCGAAAAAGAAGUUUUUUACUGUUCCGACGGACAAUAAAGCUCAGUGGUGUGCAGCAGCCGGCUGGGAUCAUGUACCUACAAGGGCAUUAUUUAUUUGCGAAGAUCAUCUGAAUUUAGAAGAAGACAUGGAAAACUAUUUAUAUUGGAAGACGAUGAACGUGAACGCACGGUUAAAGCCUCGCGUGCCAGUUUUUCGAUCACCAAUGAGGGAAGUGACAAAUAUUGUGGGGCCCAGUACUUCCACAGUGGGCCACUGUGUUGAAACUGCAAGUACAAGAAGUAUUGGUGUAACAUGUCACCCUGAAGUGGCCAAUAAGAUGACACAAAAUAAACCACGAAUGGCAGAUCGAACGACAAAUUGUUUUCUGAAAACUGCACGGAAUAAACAUAUACAUGGAGAAGCAGUAGAGAAAGACGAAGCAUCGUCAGUUGCUGGAAGUACUGCAAGUACUGAUUUUACAGAAGCAGGUUCCUCGUCUGAAACUAUCAUAUCUGAGCAGAGGCACAAUGUAGAUGGACGAAAAUUUAUGAUGUCAUUAAUAGAAAAGAAACCUAUGAGCUAUAUUGGAGUCCCAAAACAAUGUUUUUGGAUAGUUGCAUACUUGGCUCGUACUACACCAGUGACUGUUUUAGGCAUAUUAGUAACUUUAUAUAAAAUUCGUAAUAAUGACACAUUUUUGAGAAUUGCAGAUUUGUUUCAAAUAUCUGUGACAACAGUGUACAGGAAUUAUUACAUGACAUUAAGUGUACUAUCAAAAUUUUUACGGCAGUUUAUAUACUGGCCAAGUGCUUAUGAAAUAAAAAGUAACUUACCAGAUGCCUUUAAAGUUCAUAAAGAAUAUUCCCGGGUUCAAGGUAUUAUAGAUUGUUUUGAGGUCCAAAUUGAAAAGUCAUCUAAUCCGGUCGAUCAGUCAUUAUCUUGGUCACAGUACAAGGGUUGUAAUACUGCCAAAUACGUAAUUUCUUCAACACCAAAUGGUUUUAUUAACUUUAUAUCAAAAGGUUAUGGCGGAAGGAUUUCAGAUGUGAACCUAGUAGAACAAUGCGGGCUUAUAAAUCACAUUCCAGCAGAUUGUACUAUAUUAGCGGACAGGGGUUUUAAGCAUUUGGAGACUAUUUUAAAUCAAAAGGGCGUUAGAUUAGUUAGACCACCUAGUGUGUUCAGGAACCAAAAGCAAUCAAAAUGUGAGGUUUUACGAACCAAAGUAAUUGCUAGUCUUCGAGUUCACAUAGAGCGAGUUAUCAGGAGGGUUCGAUUGUUUAAACUUUUGAAGCCACAUAGCACAGUCAACAACAAAUUAUUGAAUACGCUUGAUGAUAUUCUUGUUGUUGCGUGUGGCUUGACCAAUCUGCAAACUUCCAUCAUAAGAAGAGAUUGAAAGAAUUACAUUUUUCACUUGAACAGUUUUAUUAAGGGUUCUUUGUUGUAUGAAAAGAUGAAAACAGAAAGCUAAAUUAGUUAUAGUGGCAAUAAAAAUAAACAUAAACAUAAAACAUCAUUCAUAAUUUUCUCUCAAUUGCUCAAAGGUUAACUGGAAGAGAUCCCUUUAAGCGAUAAGUUCGCCUUUGUACAUUUUUUUUAUUUCUCUCGUUGUAUUUAUGCUUCUCUUAUGUACAAUAAAGUGUUUACAUACAUACAUCAUUUGUGACUGUACUGUACUAAAUAAAAAUUGUUCUGAGUGUUAUAUAAUGUCUAACAAUAUAAUGUUUCAUUUAACUCUAUGCAGCCAUUUUUGUGUUAUUUUGUGAACAAAUUCACAAACAAGUUUUUUCUAUACACUUAUGUGUAUAUAUAAUAUAGAUAGAUAAUUAAGAAGUGUACAGUGUAUAUCGGAGCUGUGGUCACAGAUAUCGGAACAUCUGAUAUAUCUGAUGGCGACUGUACAUGACACUAAAUGUGACGCUUUUAUGCAAACUUUACAGUUUUGUCGCUAGUUAAUAAGGUUCAAGUCUAGUGAAUCUUGAAGGUACUUUAUGGUUUUAUAAUAAAUAAAAGCAACAUGUUUACUCUAAAAGAUAUAUUUUAUUUAACACAUUCAUAAACUAUGCUAAAGAUAAAUUUUUCCCAAAACGUCUCUGCUUCUUUUACUAAUUUAUUCACAUAGGCUUCAUUAAAAGACACCCAAUGUUUAUGAAUAAUUUUUGUUUCUUCAAAUGUUGGAUCUGCUAUGCAGAACAAGCCUUUUCUUUUUUUUGUAGCCAACAUUUGUAGUUGAAUUUGGGCCUGGCAUUUUUUGUUCAUACCAUUCUUGUUUAUAUAGUUUUCCAUAGUUUUAGCAGUUGAGGGACAUUUCACCUCGACAAUGAAGUCUUUGCUGAUUCCAUCUGGAGAUGCACCAAUCAGAGGUGUAACCAACACAAAUCCACUCUUAUGUAUUGCCACCUUCAAAUCUUUUUCAAUUACUCUAAGAACUUCAUUUUCUAGCUUUUUCCCUCUUUUGAUGGCAGCAGUUUCAGGAACUUUAUAUCCCCCCAUGAUAGAUUGCACUAAUGCACCCUCCUCAGUCCUGCAUUUUGUUGCCUCAUAUAUCUUUGAAGCAGUCACCCUUGACUGCCUUAAUGAAUGCCACGAUUUACUAUUCACUUGUUCUCUGGUCCUGCUCUCAACCAGUGCUAUAACCUUGUCGGUUAUAAUGUUAUUUGCGUAAGCUUUAAAGUUUGUAAAGUUUAGUAAACCUCUUUCUUUUGAAACAUAGUUCAGCAUAAUUUGGAAAAUGCAAUAGUCAUGGACACUUUUUUCGUGAAUGUUGUAAUCCAUUAUAAGGCAGUCAUUCAUUUUAUGAUUUCUAGCUUCUUCUAAAAAGUCUUGUAAACUUGGUACAUGGGCAUUACAUUCAUACUGUUUUCGUUUCCCCAUAGCUGAACAUAAUAUAAAUUUGCCUUGAGUAACUGCUGCACUUAAAACAGGUCUCUUCCAAUAACAAACAGUUGAUGUUGUGCUGGGCUCUUCGGUUCUUUUUACCAGCCACAUAAGUAAACAAAGAGCAUGUUUACAGCCACCUUCUGACGCUGCACAGUCGUGACAUAUAACGUUAACAAUUUUUUCUUCCGUUUCGUUGACUUCCGCCGACACUUGGUACAUUUUAUUGUGUACCUUAUGUUCUGGGGUUAUUCGGCACUGAACAAAACAUAUAUCUUUCUUACGUUUUAUUUCAACAUACCCCACUGCAUUCUGGACAUAAGAUGCCCGCGAAGAUAAUGAGGCUUUGGCACCUCUAAUGCCAGCCAAAUUAUAUUUUUCAGAGUUUUGCAUAAACUCUAUCAUCAUGAUUGUCUCCACUCGAGGCAAGUUCGUGCUAUCAGCCUGUACAAAUCCCUCAGAAUUUCUCAUGUCUGGUUCUAAACAGAAGUAGAGAAUACGUAGGUAGAAGAGCGUCGGUUGAAAUGCCGGGACGUUCUUAAAGGUAGCUAGGUUACCUAUUGUGGGAGUAUAAAUAGGUCAUGGUUAAAGAAAGUACCGUAGAGUCCAUUAAAAUGCAGGGUCGUUUGGAAAGUCGUGAUAAUUCAGUGUCGUAAAUAAUAAAAUCACACAAGAAAAAUAUUCGAACAAUGUGAACUGUUAGUAAACCAUUGUCAAGUGUCACUGGUAGUGAAGUGACAAUGACAAUGACAAUGUCAACCCAAUCGGAAGUCAUUUCUUUGCUUGUAGUGGCAGAACUGAAGCAGCUGGGUGACGUCAAUUUCCGUUUUAACUAUUUUUAGAGAUUUUGAAUACAAAAAAUCGUAAAAAAUAUAUAAAA
This is a messenger RNA of Cydia splendana, 3798 nucleotides long. RefSeq lists its product as uncharacterized. Lineage: Eukaryota; Metazoa; Arthropoda; Insecta; Lepidoptera; Tortricidae. The transcript has 2 exons. The record is from RefSeq and is a predicted model, not a curated record. The coding region runs from base 1 to 1437 and encodes 478 amino acids.